Molecule: messenger RNA, 388 nt
Organism: Poeciliopsis prolifica (blackstripe livebearer)
Lineage: Eukaryota; Metazoa; Chordata; Actinopteri; Cyprinodontiformes; Poeciliidae
Product: chymotrypsinogen B-like
Exons: 4
Biological process (GO): proteolysis
Molecular function (GO): serine-type endopeptidase activity
Source: RefSeq, a predicted model, not a curated record
CGCAGCUAUAAAUGCUUGUGUAGCACAAAGUUACCAGAUAGGGUAGACUUGUUGAGCCACAGUUAUGUUCUUGCUUGUUAGUUGUUUUGCCCUGGUGGCUUCCACACUGGGGUGUGGAGUGCCUACUAUUAAGCCCAAGGUGAGUGGAUACAACAAGAUUAUUAAUGGCGAGAAUGCAGUGUCCGGUUCCUGGCCCUGGCAUGUUUCUCUUCAGGACAAAAAAGGGUUUCACUUCUGUGGGGGAUCACUGAUCAACAAGGACUGGGUUGUCACAGCUGCUCAUUGCCAAGUGUGGCUGCCAGACCACCGUGUGAUCCUGGGUGAGCACGAUAGGCUGUCCAACAGCGAGCCCAUUCAGAUCAGGACCAUUUCUAAGGUAAGGACAAUC